Messenger RNA from Porites evermanni, 11054 nucleotides. The record is from the annotation of a GenBank genome assembly. Lineage: Eukaryota; Metazoa; Cnidaria; Anthozoa; Scleractinia; Poritidae.
AUGGAAUCAGUGAGUGAUCAGGUGACCAAAGUAGAUGUGGGGUAUGAAAUUCCAACUUGGAAUAACUGGACCCCUUUGGCAAAGUUUUACCACCCCUUGCAAGCUGGUAGCAUUGAUGGAACUGACACAUUGCCGCAUGAUAAAGCUGUUUCUCGUGCUAUGGAAGCAAAAUGUAAGUAAAGAAUUGAGUGAAUAGAAAAGUUGCACUCAAUAUAAAAUACAGUCAUCUCUAAAAAUGAAAGUUCCACUGACGUGCGUGGAAUUAAGCAGAAUCACCAGGAAUUUAGGGGACUUGAAUUGCCGACUUCUCUAGUUCCUUGGUACACGGUGGGUUGUGGAGAAUUAUUAUAACUAACCAUGAGACAACUAAAAUACUUGACCCUUCAGAAAGCGACAUUUUAAUAAAGAAAACAUUUUUGGUAUUAGAAAGUGAGUUGACAGUCAGCAAUAUAACUUGCUACCAUAUGUGUCUUAUAUCUUUGUUUUCCUGAAGUAACCGUAAAGGGACACCCAGAAAAUAUCCCCAAGUGAUAUCUGAUAUUUACAGAUUCUCCUUUAAAUGGCCCUAUGUUGCUUGUGACCUUAAGAGAGAACUUGGCAUGAGAUAGGGAGGCAGCGUGGCUAAGUGACUGGUGUAUUGGACUUGGCAAUCCAGCAGUACCAAGUUCAAGUCCCACUCCGACCGCUCGCAGGAUUUGUUUCUCAGCCAUCCCAAGGUCAAAUCCUCUGCCAUGUUUGAGCCUAACUGGUUGCUUUCUGCCCUGCCAGCUGGGUUUUUUUAAUCUUUUUUUUGUUUUAUUUGGAGUUUUUGUUUCUAGUUACAGUGAAACUUGUAUUAAGCGGACACCAUAUUAAGCAAACACCCUCUAUUAAGUGGACAGUAGCUGAAGUCCCCAAAUUUAUUUCCCUUAUUUACUUUAAAUGAAACCUUUAUUAAGUGGACACCUCUAUUAAGUGGACACAGACAUCUAAAAAGUACCUGAAAUGGUCAUUUCUAUUGUUGCCAACCUGUACUAAACGGACACUUGUAAUAAUUCCACCACCCAACAUGCCAGACACCGGAAAUGCGAAAGAUUGCCUCGAAUUGCCACCCACAAGUUUUUCGAUUUUUACAUUAACCCCUUAAGUCUUAAUAGGGACCAACAUCAAUUAUUUCCUAACAAUAUCCAUACAUAGUCAAGAGGUAAGUUAUGAGAAUUGAUAAAAUGAUCACCCAAGAGAAAAUGCCUUGAUCUUUUAUCAAAUUCUCUCAACACAUUCUUUAUGGAAAUGUAUAGAGAUCAGUCAGGAGAAUUUGUAUGUGGAUACUGGGGCUUAAAGGGUUAAAAAACAUGACUUGAUGAACUUAUUUGAUUAGUUUCACAGUACAGUAUUGUUUUCUAUUUCGUUUUGUUUGUAUGGAGCUCGUUCAUCUGAUUUCUUCAGAUUUGAGUUGCAAUCUAUGUUUAUGGUACUAUGAUCAAUUGGUCCACUUUGAUAAAGAAAUUAAUGCAAACGUAUAUCAUCAUACUCUCUGGGAGUAUUCUAAACGUUUCUACUGUUCAUUUGAAUGGCAUUUGACACCUCAUAUGAAAUUAUCUAUUGACACCUGUAUUAAGUGGACACCCUGUAUUAAGUGGACACCUCAGCAUUCCCCGAGGGUGUCCGCUUAAUACAGGUUUCACUGUAUAUUAUCAUUUGAGUGGAGCCUGAAAAACUAGAUGCAGUUUCACUAACAACUUUUGGAAUAUAAUAAAUGAGAUCACAAGUCACUUACAAAGUUUUUUUUUCCAUGCGCCCCUUCCUUGUUUACUAUUGUUUAAUUAAUAUCUUCCCUGGCACUUGAAGGAGAAUCUGCAACAGCCUAUGUGAAGCUGAGUGAAAGUUUGUUUAACUCUGCCAUUUCUUGUUUAUAAUUUGUAGAUAAACCAAACAAGAGAGUAUCUGGUGAUCCUGAUAAAACUUUGUUUGUUGGAAAGCUUAGCAAGGACACCCGUGAAAGUAAGAAUACAACUCAAACAUGAUUAUAUAAUUCUUCUGCAGUAAAAAGUUAAAUUUAUAAAAUUUGUGGAACUGUAGUAUUAUUAAUUCCUGCAAAUACAACCCAGCCUAUGAUAUGUUAAGAUAAGAAAUUUGACCAACUUUAAUUUAUAAUCUCUAUCAUUAUCCACUCAUGGUCUGUUUCUUUACAUUGUUCCUUAGAACAAGGAGCUUUAUGCUCUAAACUUUUAACUACAGCAGUCUUUUUCCUCUGCAGUCUAAACAGUCUUUUCCUCUGCAUCCUCUUCUUAUUCUUACCAGUACAGCCCCAUGAGCACUUUACAGGCAACCAUGACAGUUUUCCCAUUAAGUUUUUUUAAGUUUCAUGUGUGCACCUUUUAAAUCACAUGACUCAGAUGGCUAACGUUUGUGAUGGAACCACCCCUCUUACCUCAGGUAGAGUUGUAAUCUCACUAAUCUUUCUCUCAAGAUGUGCGAGAAAGUAAGUGCUUAUCAUUUACACUGAAACCACCCAGGUAGAAAUCUUGUGCAUAAACUUAAACUACACGGCAUAAAAUUUGCCCUGGUAGGAGAAUGACCUGCUACAAUGUAUAUCCAAAUCAGCUGAACGGACUGAAAAGAGUAGAAAAAUUGCAUCCCCUCAAAUCACAGCCCAUGUUUUGUGAAGCGCCCCAAACACAAUGGUGCAAAGCAUUUGAUUUUGUAACCAGAAUUUCCAGAUUUCCUAUGUACAAAUGGGAAGUACCCAGUGUCACCUUUCUGUGUUGAAAAUAUGCAAUAAAUUUCUUACUUAUCAAAAGAUAAUGCAUUAUUUUAAUAGUCACCCUGAAGUCAUUUUAAUAGUGAGAGGUACAGUAACAGAUCAUCAGCCUUUCUGUAAUCUAAACAAUUUUUAAUCCGAGCAUUGAUUUAUCUCAGUUUGGGUUUUGCUUCAAUUUUCUCCAACAGACACUGUAUACAAAGUAUUUGCUAAAUGUGGAGAAUUAGUGAGGUGCAGGCUUAUAAGAGAUGUUGGUAAGCUUACAAGUUUUGAAAUGUUUAUCAAAAUGAAUAUAUUAUUACAGCUUUACAGUUUGAUUGUUAUUGAAUAAGCUAAAUUAAUGAAUUUAAAUAUUAUAUGUCAGUACUCACACAAAUAAUUGGUCUUGUCAUUGACUCAGGUUCUGGACUGAAAGACCUGAUAAAUUUUUCAUCAUGAAACCAAAUACUAAAUGAAAAUUCCAGACAGCACUUUUUACAAUAUGAAUGUGAUUUCUUUUUUAUUCAGUUACAGGAUUUUCAAAGGGCUAUGCAUUUGUAGAGUACAGAAGUGAAAGGGGUGCUAAUGUGGCCUGGAGGGUAAGCAGUCUCAGUCUAGAGUAGAUUGUCCACUGUGCCUUUCAAAAUAACAGUGUUUUUCAAUAAAAAUCUUUCUUACCUGGAGAUUUCAAGACGGUGUGAUUUUUUUUAACCAUGGAACCCCAUGAUGUUUGGAGAAAUUCCAGUCAUUUAUUAGGCAGUUCUUCUCGUUUUCAACAGGAGAAAGACCUUGCAGUGAUCUGUCAUUAAGCCUGAAAAAUUCACAGUUCAAAUAAGUGAACUUCAUUAUUAUAGUAUUCCUAAUUUAUAAAAAAAUAAUCUUUCAUGUAGUUAUUGACUCUCAUACACAAUAAAAUGUACUUUCUCUUAAAGACAUCAUUGUUAAAAUUUGCACUUUUCUUCUGUUUUGUUUAUGGAUUUUAGGAGCUGCAUAAUCACAAGAUUGAUGGUAGUACUGUAUUGGUGGAGUAUGAAGCAGCCAGAACUCUCAAGGGAUGGAUUCCAAGACGAUUAGGUAAACAUUAUGGCGCAGUUCAUUGGUGUAUAAUAAUUAUUGUGUAAAUCAUGGUCCUGUAGGAUUAUUCUCAUACAGCAUAUCCUAUUGUAUAUACUUUUAUUUAUGACCAUUGUCAUCAGCCUUUUCCUUUUCCAUUCCAGUCAAGUAGCCAUUAAAGUUUAAUCAUAGACAGUUAUUGGUAUGAUGCUAUAAAAGUUUUGGCACUUCCAUGUCUCUUAUUUUCAUUUGCUGUGUGGCUUCUAGAUGCCAGUAAAAAAAAUUCCAAAAAAAUUGUUUCGUCCGAAAUUUUGAAACAUCUUUCAAUUGGGAAAAAGCUACUCAACUUCUUUGUCUUACUUUUCUACCUUGUGGUUACAGCAUGCCUAAGUCAGUAGUAAGUAUUUUACAGCAAGUUGCUCUGCAAUGGGUCAAUGGUGUAUUCAAAUAAUGAAUAACAUUAUCUUCAUAUAAACGACCCAUAAAAAUGCUUAUCAUCUUCCAAAUAUUCUGUGAUCAAUAAUAACAUUAUUCUCACUAUAAAAAGGUGGACAGAUUUCUGAGGUUCGAGCAGUAAAGGGAUUUACUAUUUUUUGGGUGAAAAACUUUAAUUGUAGCUACCCUAGUGGCUAUUUUUGGUGUCCUGAUAAAACUUGCCCUCUCUUGGCCUAACAAUCAUGUUGGUAAGAUAGAUUCCGCCAUAAUCAGGCUGAUUUGUAGCAUUGCUCUUGUCAUCAAUUGGUGUGCAGGUUGGAAUUUCUGUUAACUUUUUGUAGGCGGUGGUUUUGGAGGGAAGAAAGAGUCAGGACAACUCAGGUUUGGAGGAAGAGAUCGGCCUUUCAGGAGACCAAUGUAUGAAUUGAGUACCAUAAUGCCACUGUAAGACCAUGUGGUGCAGAAAUAAGAAGAGCACGGAUAUUUUUAGUGACUUGAAGGCGAAGAGCUUCAUCUCCACGUGACGAACUCUCGUUAUCUUUCGCCAUUAUUUCUCUUUUUGACGCCGCUAUUUAACUCGCUUCAGAUUCUACACAUGGUCCUAAACCCUCUUCAAAGUCAAGAGAAAGGCGUUAAGCCAAAUACCACGUCAAAUUUCCCGCAUUUUGAGAACUCGACUGGCGAAUCCUCUGUUCAAGAAAUCUAAUGCCCUAGUAUAAAAACGCGGGUAACAAAACAAACCGCGCCACAAUAAUGGACGUGACAAACUGGGCCUGAACCUACCCAGAAAACAACGGGCUCCAACGAGCUUAUAAUUUUCCAACAUGGCGGACGGAUCGAUUGAUGGGUCUUGGCCUGGGUCUUGGCAUAUGGAACAGUUUUGUGAAUAUUUAACUCAAUUUCAGCAGUAGAGGUCGUGUCACAAACUAGCUCGAGAAAAUUUGUACUGGUUACUCUUUAAAAUGGAAUCAGUGAGUGAUCAGGUGACCAAAGUAGAUGUGGGGUAUGAAAUUCCAACUUGGAAUAACUGGACACCUUUGGCAAAGUUUUACCACCCUUUGCAAGCUGGUAGCAUUGAUGGAACUGACACAUUGCCGCAUGAUAAAGCUGUUUCUCGUGCUAUGGAAGCAAAAUGUAAGUAGAGAGUUGAGUGAAUAGAAAAGUUCAACACUCAAUAACUGCAGUCAUCUCUAAAAAUGAAAGUUCCUGUGGUGUUCAUGGACUAAAGUAGAAUCACCAGGAAUUUAGUGGACUUGCCUACUUCUUCAGUUCCUUGGUACACGGUGGGUUGUGGAAAGUAAUUAUAACUAACUAGGAGACAACUAAAAUACUUGUCUCUUCAGAAAGCGACAUUUUAAUAGAGAGAACAUCUUUGAUAUCCGAAGGUGAGUUAACAGUAAGCAAUUUAACUUGCUACCAUAUGUGUCUGAUAUCUUUGUAUGUGUGUUCCUGAAACAAUUGUGACGGGACACCCAGAAAAUAUCCCCAAGUGAUAUCUGAUAUUUACAAAUUCACCAACAAAUUGCCCUAUGUCUGCUUGUGACCUUAAGAGAGAACUUGGCAUGAGAUAGGGAGGCAGCAUGGCUAAGCGACUGGUGUAUUGGACUUGCAAUCCAGCAGUGCCGGGUUCGAGUCCCACUCCAACCGCUCACAGGAUUUGUUUCUCUUUCUUCCCAAGGUAAAAUCCUCUUCCAUGUUUGCGCCUAACUGGUUGCUUUCUGCCAGGCCAGCUGGGUUUUUUUAACCUUUUUUUUGUUCUAUUUGGAGUUUUUGUUUCUAGUUAUAUUAUUAUCUGAAUGGAGUGCCUGUAGACAAUAUGUAGCUUGAAAAGCUAAGUGCAUUUUAACCCAUUCGCCCCUGAACCGCCUGUAACCGCCCGUGCGGAUCCAGGUCCUUUCUACCCUUUGUGACGUCAUCAGUUUUAACGGUCAAGGACAAUUUUCUUCGCUACCUUGUGCAGAGUGAAGAGAUCUUUCAAACCAUACCAGAAUGAGCACAAUUCAGUCAAGGACACCAGAGAAAGAAGCAAAAAACCACGUGACAUUGACCUGAAAAUCUCCAUGAAAAUCUUGUUCCAUUACCAACNCUUGUGCAGAGUGAAGAGAUCUUUCAAACCAUACCAGAAUGAGCACAAUUCAGUCAAGGACACCAGAGAAAGAAGCAAAAAACCACGUGACAUUGACCUGAAAAUCUCCAUGAAAAUCUUGUUCCAUUACCAACCUACCUUUCCUUUCUCCUAAUAUUAAGAUCCUAAAAGCUUUCCUAAAAACUCUUCCAACCAAAUUGAAGCCUACUAAAUGCCCAGCAAGAGAGAAAAAAAAUGAGGCAAGAAAAGCGAAAAAAGAAGGGAGGAGAGAAAGCGAAAAGUAAAAGUCAAGACUGCUGUGUCACUUUGAAACCCAAAAAUUAUCUCGAAAUUUUGCUUUCUGCGCAUGCCCGAACUUCGCAAGCUGAUAUUUCGCAUCUGGAUCAGAAGGCCGCAAAGUGUACGACCUGUAAACCAGUUUGUGGUAAGUUUUAGCUCUUUAUAGCACGACAGUGACCAGAAAACCACUCGACUAGCUUCAAAACGCGUUUUUCGGCAAAAUCUCCAGGAGUGAAUGGGUUAGCUAAAAACUUUUAGAAUAUAAAUGAGAUCACAAGCCACUUACGAGGUUUUUUCUAUGCACCCCUUCCUUGUUUACUAUUGUUUAAUUAAUAUCUUUCCUGGCACUUUAACAGUCUAUGUGAAGCUCAGUGAAAGUUUGCUUAACUCUGCCAUUUCGUGUUCGUAACUUGUAGAUAAACCAAACAAGAGAGUAUCUGGUGAUCCUGAUAAAACGUUGUUUGUUGGAAAGCUUAGCAAGGACACGUGUGAAAGUAAGAUUACAACUCAAACAUUGAUUAUAUAAUUCUUCUGCCGUAAAAAUUUAAAUUUAUAGCAUUUGUGGAACUGUAGUAUCAUUAAUUCCUGCAAAUACAACCCAGCCUAUGAUAUGUUAAGAUAAGAAAUUUGAUCAACUUUAAUUUAUAACUUCUAUCAUUAUCCAAUCAUGGUCUCUUUCUUUACAAUGUUCCCCUCAACAAGGAGCUUUAUACUCUAAACUUUUAACUACAAGCAGUCUCUUCCUCUGUAUCCACUUUUUAUUCUUACCAGUACAGCCCCAUGAGCACUUUACAGGCAACCAUGACAGUUUUCCUAUUAAGUUUUUUUAAGUUUCAUGUGUUCACUUUUUAAAUCACAUGACUUGGAUGGCUAACAUUUGUGAUGGAACCACCCCUCUUGUCUCAGGCAGGGUUGUAAUCUCACUAAUCUCUCUCUCAAGAUGUCCAAGAAAGUAAGUGCUUAUCAUUUACCCUCAAACCACCUGGGUAGAAAUCUUGUGCAUAAACUUUAAACCACACCGUAUAAAAUUUGACUUGGUGGGAGAAUGACCCACUACAAUGUAUAUCCAAAUCAGCUGAACAGACUUAAAAGAGUAGAAAAAUUGCAUCCCCUCAAAUCACAGCCCAUGUUUUGGGAAGCCCCCCAAAACACAAUGGUGCAAAUCAUUUGAUUUUCUAACCAGAAUUUUCAGAUUUCCUAUGUAAGUGGGAAGUACCCAGUGUCACCUUUCUGUGUUGAAAAUAUGCCAUACAUUUCUUACGUAGCAAAAGAUAAUGCAUUUAAUAGUCACCCUGAAGUCAUUUUUAAUACUGGGAGGUGCAGAUCAUCAGCCUUUCUGUAAUCUGAACAAUUUUUAAUCUGAGCAUUGAUUUAUCGUACUCAGUUUGGGUUUUGUUUCAAUUUUCUCCAACAGACACCGUAUACAAAGUAUUUGCCAAAUGUGGAGAAUUAGUGAGGUGCAGGCUUAUCAGAGAUGUUGGUAAGCUUACAAGUUUUGAAAUGUUUAUCAAAAUGAAUAUAUUAUUACAGCUUUACAGUUUGAUUGUUAUUGAAUAAGCUAAAUUAAUGAAUUCAAAUAUUAUAUGCCAGUAUGCACACAAAUUGGACUUGUCAGCACUUUUUACAAUGAAUGUGAUUUCUUAUUUAUUCAGUUACAGGAUUUUCAAAAGGCUAUGCAUUUGUAGAGUACAGAAGUGAAAGGGAUGCUAAUGUGGCCUGGAGGGUAAGCAGUUUAGAGUAGAUCGUCCACUGUGCCUUUCAAAAUAACAGUGUUUUUCAAUAAAAAUAUUUUUUACCUGGUGGUUUCUAGACUGUGUGAUUUUUUUUUUGAACUAUGGAACCCUAUGAUUUUUGGUGAAAUUCCAGUCAUUUAUUAGGCAGCUCUUCUCAUUUUCAACAGGAGAAAGACCUUGCAGUGAUCUGUCAUUAAGCCUGAAAAAUUCACAGUUCAAAUUAGUGAACUUCAUUAUUAUAGUAUUCGUAAUUUAUAAAAAAAUAAUCUUUCAUGUAGUUAUUGACUCUCAUACAUAACAAAAUGUACUUUCUCUUAAAGACAUCAUUGUUAAAAUUUGUACUGUUCUUCUGUUUUUUUUUAUGGAUUUUAGGAGCUGCAUAAUUACAAGAUUGAUGGUAGUACUGUAUUAGUGGAGUAUGAAGCAGCCAGAACUCUCAAGGGAUGGAUUCCAAGACGAUUAGGUAAACAUCAUGGGGCAGUUCAUCGGUGUAUAAUCAUUGUAUAAAUCACCUGUCAAAUUAUUCUCAUACAGCAUAUCCCAUUAUAUAUACUUUUAUUUAUGACCAUUGUCAUCAGCCUUUAUCUUGUCCAUUCCAGUCAAGUAGCCAUUAAAGUUUAAUUAUAGACAGUUAUUCGUAUGAUGCUUUAAAAUUUUUGGCACUUCCAUGUCUAUCAUUUUUAUUUGCUAUGUGGCUUCUAGAUGCCAGUAAAAAAAUUCCAAAAAAAUUGUUUCAUGUGAAUUUUUGAAACACCUUUAACUGGGAAAAAACUACUCAACUGCUUUGUCGUACUUGUGUACUUUGUGGUUACAGUUGAGCAUGCCUAAAUCAGUAGUAAGUCUUUUACAGCAAGUUGCUCUGCAAUGGGUCAAUAGUGUAUUCAAAUAAUCAAUAACAUCUUCAUAUAAAUGACCCAUAAAGAUGCUUAUCAUCUUGCAAAUAUUCUUUGAUUAAUAACAUUAUUCUCUCUAUAAAAAGGUGCACAGGUUUCUGAGGUUUGAGCGGUAAAGGGAUUUACUAUUUUGAGGGUGAAAAACUUUCAUUGUAGCUACACUAGUGGCUAUUUUUGGUGUCCUGAUAAAACGUUCCCUCUCUUAGCAUAGCAAUCAUGUUGGUAAUAUAGAGUCCGCCGACCUCCGCCAUAAUGGGCCAUUUGAACUAAGGGGUCAUGUGACAUCAUUUUUAUGAAAAUGAAAGUUAUAUGAUUUUGCUUUCAAAAAAACCAUGAGUGGGUCAUAUCUUAAACAAAAUAAUAGUUAUUUAGUUUUUCAAACAAGCACCAUUUUCUUAAAAUGAGUAAGUGCAUAGCUGGUCACGUGACCAGAAUGUGGUUUUUAAAACUAUGAAUUACCUCUUUCUGAAAAGAAAUUUUGCACUUAAACUUUAAGGAAAUUGUUGAAAAGAUGAUGUGGUAACGUUUUCAGUACAUCUGAGCGUAACUAUCAAACGUUUAACAAGAUACAAGCAAAAAGUAGUUAUGGCCGCCAUGAUGGAGGGCGACAGUGUACCCUUUAACAUGGUGGCCAAUACAAAUCAUACUACUUUGUUGAAAAAUCAAAGUGCCAUAAAAUAUCUCCCUUAAAUGCAUUUCCUCUCAAAUUUCGGUUGUAAGAUAAUUUUCAUAUGCUCCGUCAAUUUUUUGGCAUCAGCAAGAUUCCAACUCAUUGUUUAAAUGAAGCAUUGAUCAUGUGACCUCUUAGUGCAAGUGGCCUAUCAGGCUGAUUUGUAGCAUUGCUCUUGUCAUCAAUCCUGUGUGCAGGUUGGAAUUUCUGUUAACAAAAACAUCCGCCACCAAAACCUCCCUUCUUUCUCAGUCCUGUUGAGUCCAAACCUCCUUCUCUAGCCGGAAAGUCCUCUGGUUACAUACUUAACUCAUGGUAUUUUUGAGUGUUGUCAUCUUAGUGACUGAAUUCCUGAGUAAUGUUAAAAGUAUUGAUGAAUGUUUGCCAGCCUGUGCAGAAGUCAUCAUCACAAUCAAUAGCAAAUAUUAAUGAUUAGAUCUGCCCAGUGGUUAAAAACUGUAACAAAAAUAUUUUCAAACGUCUUUGUUGCACUUUCAUGUACUUUCAGCAACAAUCCGUCUCUAAUUAUAACCAUAGUUACCAACUAUGUUAUAUAAACAUGACAUCGUUUACGGGUUAAAUUGCUUUGGUUACCCACUGAACCCGCCCCUCCCCUCCCCAUCGUUCUCUUUCAAACCCCCUUUAGUUACGAUCACGUAACUUACCACGCGAUCUGUCCCAUUUUCUCAUUAGACCAACUGACCAGGAUGGAAAGCAACAUAAAUACUUGCGUGGAUCACGUGAUCACGAAGGUGCUCGUUCUGCGCGUGAAGAUUACCGUGAUAGUUAUCGUGAACGACGAUGGGAAAGCUCUCGCGCUGAGCGUGAACGUGAUGGAUACCGUGAAAAACGUGACAGAGACAGUUCGCGAAGUAGUUCUCAUUAUCGGGACCGCGAUGACGAUUCUGAUGUAGCUCGUGAUUGGCAAAGAUAUCGUGAACGUGACAGUGAUAGGACGCGUGAUAGUGAGAGAUCACGCGACAUCGAAAGGUCGCGUGAUAGUGAAAGAUCACGUGACCGUGGUGGAGAACGUUACAAGGAUCGUGGGCGUCAUAGGGACAGCGAAGGAUACCGUAGCAAAGAUAGACAUAGUCAUCGGGAUAAAGACAGAGAGAGUUAUGAAACAAGUCGUAAGAAUAACGAUACAUACUGUAACACUGAUCAAGAGGAGGGUGAAAUUGGAUAG